Cryptomeria japonica (Japanese cedar) is the source of this 1500-nucleotide messenger RNA. RefSeq names its product protein SODIUM POTASSIUM ROOT DEFECTIVE 2. The transcript has 5 exons. The record is from RefSeq and is a predicted model, not a curated record. Gene Ontology annotation, molecular function: metal ion binding. The coding region runs from base 545 to 1225 and encodes 226 amino acids. NCBI's taxonomy places the organism in Eukaryota, Viridiplantae, Streptophyta, Pinopsida, Cupressales, Cupressaceae.
CUAUCACCCUUCUUCUCACUCUCAAAAGUUAAUUCUGCCAUGGACAAACAUGUAAUUUUUUUCACAGAACGGAUUUCACUGUUACUGCGACGUAAAAUGUUCCGUCUGUACUUUGACGAAGAAGAAAGCUCUAGUGGACACUCAGAAUAAAAGGAUGCCGUGAAGGAGCGGCAGAGGACUGAUUUGAGGAAAGCAAAAAAUGAAAUUCCCCAGAAUUUGCAGAGAGUGAUACUCUGUGAUGUUAAUCGCUUGCUUUUUCUUUUUCUGAUACUUGCUUUGCCAUAUCACGUGUUCAUCAAUCAUCCUUUAUUUUCCUGUAUUCUCCAAUACAAUUUCCCUCACUCAUCCAAUGCACAAGCCUGUGUUGCGCAAGCGAGUGGAGCAACAUUAGCUGGGAAAAAUUUCCUGUUUAAGUCUGGAAUUCCUUCAGUGUAGCAUGCUCUUGGGAAAAUCGCUCGCUCCAAGUGUGUCCAUCUUGUACAUCGGCGUACAAUUUCCAAUAGUCUCUCUUUCGCUUUCCUUUCAGAUUUGGGGAAGUUGAAGAAUGAAGGCAAUAGACAUUUUCUGCGCGUCUCCUGCGUCGACGGCAAUAUGCCUGAGCCUGGACCAGCGCUCUCUUGUAAGGCAGGGGAGCCGCAUACUUGAGCAGUCACACUUGCUGGAGAGGCAGGGCAGCAAAGUUUUUGAGGCCAGCAAUACGACUCUGGAGCCAGGCAGGAAGAGCAAAUCAGAGAGAGCGAGAAGAAGCACAGACCGUCGUCGAAGCCAUAGUAUUACCAAUGAUAAUGCGGAUCAGACUACCAAAGAGCAGCCGCUGGAACAGAAGCCCAGGAGAUCCAGGCAUCGCAGUAGCGUGAACUCGCUAAGCCGCUUCAGUUGCAGUGCUAUUGAUCAAUCUGCCAUCAUUCCCUUCAAGCAGCCACCGGCCUCAAAGCCUGUGAAAGCUCCUGUCUUCCUUAGUGAUCCGCCUACCUCUUCCUCUUCGCUGUCCUCUUCUCCAGGAGUCACCGAGGUGGUUGUGCUCAGGGUGUCCCUACAUUGCCAGGGAUGUGCAGGAAAAGUUAAAAAACACAUUGCAAAGAUGGAAGGUGUGACAUCGUUCAACGUAGAUCUUCCAAAGCAGAAGGUUACAGUGGUAGGAAAUGUAACCCCAGUAGGAGUCCUGGAAAGCAUUUCAAGGGUAAAAAAUGCAGAGCUCUGGCCUAGCACCCAGAACAACAACUGAGAGACUAAUGAUCAAGGUCUAUCAUCGCCAUCAUCACCACCACCAUUAUAGCCAUCUCAAUAAACUCUGUAUAAUACUAAAGGUACUAGGUGAUCAGCUUAGAUAGAUAUAAUAUAAUCAUGGAGUUUCUGUUUACCUAUCUAUCUAUCUAUCUAUCAAAAGAUGCCUCUAUGCACAGUAAAUAUUGAACAGUUUCUUGUCUCUUCAUAAAUACCCCAGGGGGCUUCCAAGUCUGUAUCAUACAGCAGUAUCUUAAGUACAAGGAAAUUGGUAAA